Molecule: messenger RNA, 1102 nt
Organism: Cucumis melo (muskmelon)
Lineage: Eukaryota; Viridiplantae; Streptophyta; Magnoliopsida; Cucurbitales; Cucurbitaceae
Product: zinc finger A20 and AN1 domain-containing stress-associated protein 8-like
Exons: 3
Coding region: 281-799 (172 amino acids)
Molecular function (GO): DNA binding; zinc ion binding
Source: RefSeq, a predicted model, not a curated record
CCAGCCUUUAAGAACUCGUAACGUUUUUUUUGUUUUUUAUUUUUGGCCCACCAUUUGGACCCUCGAUUGCCCUAUAAAUGAGGAAUUCCAUUCUAAACACUUGCCUUUUCUCUCCACCUUCGAAACCCCAAUUGCCCUUCUGAUCGUUUGUAGGUGGAAGGAGGGGAGCGAAGAAUCGUCAUCUCGCUGGGAAUUUUAUGGUGUUUUUUCCUAUUAACAUCGAUUACGCAGCGGUCGAAUAGAGCUUUCCCUCCUACACCCACCAACGAACAGGUGAAUAAUGGAGCAUAAAGAGACAGGAUGCCAAGCUCCUCCAGAAGCUCCCAAACUUUGUGCUAACAACUGUGGAUUUUUCGGAAGUGCUGCAACUAUGAACAUGUGUUCAAAAUGCCACAAAGACUUCAUCAUGAAGCAAGAACAGGCCAAGCUUGCAGCAUCCUCGUUUGGUAACAUCGUGAAUUGUGGACCCAAUGACCAUGGCAAGAAGGCUGUUGUCACUUCUCCAACUAAGCUAGAAAUCGAACCAGCUGAAUCAUCCAUCAUUCCAACUCAAGCAACUUGUACUUCAUCAAAUGCAAGCAGCACCGUAGAGAAGGUGAAAGAAAGCCCAAAUAGGUGCAGCAGCUGCAGAAAGCGCGUUGGUCUAACAGGGUUUAACUGCCGAUGUGGAAGCCUCUUCUGUGCAGUCCAUCGCUACUCUGAUAAACACAACUGCUCUUUUGAUUACCAGGCCGUUGGUCGGGAGGCAAUUGCAAAAGCCAACCCUGUAGUGAAGGCUGAAAAGCUGGACAAGAUAUGAUAGACGAGACCGGCUGACCGAAAGACAAAACGAGGUGCAGCACCAAACCUAUGUUUUCCUUCUGUGUUUGAAUGAAAUCUAUGAUAUUUUCUUGGUUGAUGUUUUUUUUGGUGAAAAAGGGGUUGUGUGCAAAGGUUUGUGAGACAUGUCUGUCUGUUACUUGGAGGAGCAUAAUGUUGUGAGACAAUCCCGCUGGAGAAACGGCAUCGAGUUUGACAAGUGUGAUUGUAGGUUUUGUUUGUAAACCAGUCAGUUGUAUGGAUGGAUUAUGCUAUGUUUAAAUUUCUGCUGGUUGAUUUUGUC